AUGACAUCAUCAAAUAUGUCUUUGGAGGUGAUAGUGUCCGUGAGAACAACUAAUCUAGAAUCUCAUUACAUUCUAGAUGUUUAUGAAAAUGAGAUAAUGCACAGAAUGACAAAAUACGAUGGACACCAACCUAAUCUUAACAAAGAUGUUGCAGUUUCAUCUAGCUUGGUUGAAUCUUUGAAUCCACAUUUCAAUGUUUCGGCUGCUAAUUUUGCAAUUUCUCCUGACAAUGCAAGCUUCUCGUUCGCAAGUUUUCAUUCGUGCAUCUUCAACCAUGCGUAUUUUCACCUCUCUGUUCAACCACAUUUCAUUUUCAUUCACUGCCUCGCGUCUUCUUUGUUUUCUCUCGAGAGCGCCUCUCAACCAUCCACAGGAAGCUUCGAAGGAGUUCAAGUCGAGCCCGCGUCGCUCUUUUGGUCAUCUCCUUGGAGGCUCUUCCAUGAAGCACGAUGGAGCAUGCUACCAGAGAUAAAUGCAAUGUGGUUAUUGGCCAAUAACCUUAAAGGGAAAAUGCAAUGUGGUGAAGUUGUUAUCACGGUGAUGGAGUCCAACGACAAUAUCAAUCCAAGAUGAACAAAAUCCUUAGUGAUUAUUAGGAAAUUAUAGACUUGUCAUUCUAUGUUGUUUGACAUGUUAUUAAUUGUAGAAUUUAUAUUGUUUAACAUCUUAGGAACAGUACAAUCUAUUUAUGAAUAUUAGACAUUUUGUAAACUUAUUUGAUAAU
This is a messenger RNA of Vigna angularis (adzuki bean), 724 nucleotides long. RefSeq lists its product as uncharacterized. NCBI's taxonomy places the organism in Eukaryota, Viridiplantae, Streptophyta, Magnoliopsida, Fabales, Fabaceae. The transcript is spliced from 4 exons. The coding region runs from base 1 to 573 and encodes 190 amino acids. The record is from RefSeq and is a predicted model, not a curated record.